Molecule: messenger RNA, 441 nt
Organism: Enterobius vermicularis (human pinworm)
Lineage: Eukaryota; Metazoa; Nematoda; Chromadorea; Rhabditida; Oxyuridae
Source: the annotation of a GenBank genome assembly
AUGUAUGUGAGAGGGCAGUUUAAUCAAACUCAAUGCAAACAACGAUUCUAUGGGGAAUAUCGAGGAGCCUCGCUGAAAGUUCCACUUUAUGAAUGUGGAGUACGACGAAUUUACCAGCAUCAUCCUCGUGGUACGAUGUACGUUCUGGUUGUGAUAGCUAGUUUCCAUCCAAGAUUUUUAACAAAAUUCGACAGAGCUUACAGAGUAAAAUGCUUCUAUUCUCAGAAUGACAAAGAUGUCGAAUCAGGACUUGAAAUCGGUUCUUUGUACGCUGAAACAGUUGAUGAAUCCGUAAUUACACAACCCGACUGUAAAUAUUCUCUUCGAGAAGGGUCAGUUGAUGGGCCGUUAUUGCAUUACGCCAAAAUUGGAGAAAAGAUUGUUCAUCGAUGGGAAUGUGACAACCGUAAAGUCUAUUCAUUUACAAAAUCAGCUUUUUGA